This is a messenger RNA of Mya arenaria, 3206 nucleotides long. RefSeq lists its product as uncharacterized. The transcript has 6 exons. NCBI's taxonomy places the organism in Eukaryota, Metazoa, Mollusca, Bivalvia, Myida, Myidae. The record is from RefSeq and is a predicted model, not a curated record. Bases 210 to 1961 code for a protein of 583 amino acids.
AUCACGAUCUUUCUUUAUUUAUGUUUAAUUGCGAGCUAAGAUGCAUUUGAAAUUGAUGUAGUGUCGGAUUAUUAUCAGAUUAUAUAUCAUUACAUAUAAACAUUAAGUGAUUAUAUCACAAAUCAUAAAAAAUGGAUUAAAUUUCAUAAAUAGGCAAACCGGACAAUCUUUGUGCACAAGCGAUAUCUUAUGGGGGAAAAUAUCACAAAAUGAUGGCUAGAAUAGCAAGAUGUCUACAUUUAUUAAUAGUGGUAAUAUUCACGACAAUGAAUUUCAGUCAAAAAUAUAGCGUGGCAUUUUUUACAUUUGAACAAGAAACUGAUAUAACCGACUUUAUAAGUAAUGUUAUGGGUUGCCGAGACAAUCCUGGUUUGACACUGGCAGUGGUCAAAAACGGCGAGAUGUGGACAAAAGGUUUCGGGCUGGCCAACCUAGAUACCAAUCGUCACGUGACAAUCAGCACACUGUUCGGCAUAGGAUCCCUAACGAAAGCUUUCACCGCAGUGUUGCUUGGCAACAUCCUACGGGAUACAAAUUACACGUUUGAAACUCGGCUUGUGGACAUUCCGGGUGUUGACGUGAACUUUAUGAACUCCUCCAUGACGGAAGUGGCGACUUUGGCCGACCUGCUAGAUCAUGGCAUGGGGCUCUCGAGCAUCACGGACUAUGGUUUCAUUGCUGGUUACCCACCCCAGGCCGAUCGGAAAUUCAUAACAGGGAAAACCAAGUACGUCCCGGAGAUGCAGACCCCGCGCACCACCAUGCUGUAUAGCAACAUGAUGUACAUGGUACUGGGUCAUGUGAUCGAGGUGUUGGGCGGUGACACAUGGGAAAACCUAAUGAGUAUCCGGGUCUUCAAGCCUCUUCGCAUGACGUCAGCGCGCAUCAUAAAGGCACCGGAAGAUGUACUCAGAGAGGAUGUUGCGAAUCCGUACAUUUUAAAGGAUGGACAAUUUUUCAAUAGUGACCCGGGCGUCUAUGUAAUGGCACCCCUGGAGCCCGCUGGUUGCGUGUUCGCCACGGGCCCUGAUAUGGCGCUCUGGAUGGACUUUAUGCUUAACAACGGGACCACGUCUGAAGGUGUCACGCUGCUACGGGAAGAGGAUUUACUCGCCAUUAGACAGAAACAUAUCAACUUGUCUUUGUCGACAACACUGUUGAACCUGGUGCCACCGAGGUUUCCCGUGACGGACGAACGCGACGGGUAUGGGUUUGCAUGGUUCACCGGUCAUUACAGAGGACACAAGCGUGUAUCUCACAGCGGUGGCUACUUUUCAUACAUUUCCUUAGAGUGGCUGUUUCCAGAUGAGAAGUUUGGGGUAUUCGCGAGUGUUAACGGCCCGGGCCUGCCCUCAGUAUCCAGUCAGGGCUUACAGGCCAUUCUGUCCUACGUCACCGACCUGGCUCUCGAUAUUGCCCCCUGGCUGAACCUUACAACUGGCUGCACGUUUCCGGCACCUUGGAGGAAGCCUUUUUCAUUUCACAUUGACCCACCCGAAAUAUUAACAAACGACAAUAUAGAGGAUUUUACUGGGAUGUACGGAAAUGCGUUGUUACCAGACAUUACAAUACAUGUGAACACCUCGCACGACAAAAGACAAAUUCUUUGGCUUGAGAUGAACAAACUACAGGGCGAACUGUUCCCUACAACGUCUAACGAUUCCUUCACCUUCAAGAUGGUGCUUCCUUGGGAAUAUGCCAUAGAGAGGGUAUUAAAUGAGAAUUUUACCAUCCAGUAUCCGACCGAUUUUUUCCGCGACCCUAUCAAAGGCCAGGUGCUAGGGUUCAAUAUCACCUUGUCUGGGAAGAACGACGUGAUGACGUACAGAAAGUGUGCUCGAUUUUUGAAUGAGAACGCUUGUGAAGAAACCCCAGAUCCAAUAUCAGGAUGCGACUGCUCGACAAAGUGUUGUUUCUGGUUUGUCUUACGAAGUGUAUUGGUGGCACUUCUUAUGUUUUAGCAACAAAUAGUACUUUUAUUAUGACUUGGAUACAUAUUACAUAAUUAGUAAUGCAUAUUCCAUUACCUACGUAUGCAAGAGAUCACUAAACAUGCACGUCCGUGUAAUAAGCAGAUAUUUCGGUCUUCUCGUGAAAGAAUGUGGGGUUUUCAAUUAUUCUUGAACAAUAGUUACAAACUCUUUGUAUACAAAUAUUCAUAUAUUAAAGAUGUAAAAUAAUAUAUUGUAGUCUUUUAUGGUUCUAACUCUUCUGUUUAUUAAAUUCAUCUAUAUUUACAUGUAUGCCAUACAUUUAGUCACGCAGUAACUUUAAAGAUAACCUUAAUAUUAUUUUAUUUUAUGUUUAUCGGUGGAUUAUAAAAUUGACCAAAAUUGAUAUCUUACUACUUAAAAAUGGUUUGAAAUCACUCUCUGUUCAGAAACUAUGUCUAAAUCCAAAUUAAAUGUCAGCGUGUACAUAAUCUGGGCAAAAUAUCGAAGACUUCAUUUCCUGAAUGAUUGACGUCAUCAAUAAUUAAGCGCGUGAUUCCAAUUGAAUACCUAAAAAUAUGAAAAAAACAUCAAUUUGAUCACAUUUCGUGAACAACUGACCACAUUUUAACUCAUUGCAGCGGCACUUGACAGUUAUAGUUCCAGUGCCACUUUCGACACUAUUACCGUCGGUGCUCAAAAUUAUCCUCUAUAUUUUGAUAUCAUUUAGAAUACACAGUCUCAUCUUUAAACCUGCUAAACUUGAAACUCUUAAUGUUCGGCCUUUAGAUAAUUGAUACAUGUAAAAGAAUACAUCGGAUGCUCACAAAUGAAAUUCGUGUUCGUUUCUAUGGCUACUGAACAGUUUGUCGCACUCGCCUGCACUCACUAAUAAGUCAUGUUUAGCUUUACUGAUUUAUUUGCAUUCUCCAAUAAUCACUUAGCACAUGGAAUGCCUGUCAAUGAAAGUAAUAAAUUUACAUUUGCUGCAUAAAAAGAAAUUCUAUGUGAUGCUAAUGUCUCUGACUCUACAUCAGGGUUUCAUAGCCGCUUUUAGGUAACAAGCUUCACGAAACAUGUCCUUUGUUAUUUCCAACAUGCAUGAAGGUUACGAAGCUGGCCGAGCACCGAGGAUCGGAUUUUGUAAUAAGACCGAAAGCACAUGAUUAAUCUAUUUUGCUUUGACUGGUUUUAUGCUUUAAGUGUAUGUUAUGUAUUUUCAUAUUCAAAUAUAUAAUGUUACGUCAACCUCUAUUCACAUGUAUAAUGUGUUGA